UUGGAGUUCUCCAGCCUAGCUCUCCUGUCGACCUGUAAUAGCCGAAGCUAAUGGAGUUCUAUUUCUUCGAGAUAUCGUUGGCGAUUGUUGCGGUAAUUGUGACAUGGAUGGGUUGCAAGGCCAUUAAGGGGAUAUGGACUCAAGUAAAGCGUCGGAUAAGUUACAUGGUCGGAAAGUCGCAGGAUAAUCAAGGAGUGGUUAACUUGAAUGCCUCUGAAUCUCUUGCUUCAUCAUCAGAACCUUGUCACUGGAAGUAUGAUGUGUUUUUGAGUUUCAGGGGUCCUGACACUCGCAAGGGGAUUACAUUCGACAUAUACGAUCGACUUAAUACGAGAGGAAUUAAAACAUUCAUGGAUGAUAGAGAUCUUGAAGUAGGGGAUGCUAUUUCUCCCACUCUCAUAGCAGCAAUCAAAGAGUCAAGGUUUGCAAUUGUUGUUCUCUCCCAAAAUUAUGCUUCUUCUACUUGGUGUUUGGAGGAACUUAGAGAGAUUUGUCUGUCCAUGGAAGACAACAGAAUUUUACCACUUUUUUAUCAUGUCGAUCCUACUGAUGUUCGAUAUCAGAAGAAGGGAAGUUUCAAAGAAGCUUUCUCUAAGCAUGUAAAAUCUGGGAGAUACACAUCAGAGAAGGUGAAGGAGUGGAGAGCUGCUUUAUACAAAGUUGCCAAUAUCUCUGGGUGGAGUACAACUGAUCAUAAGACUGAGAGAGGACUUGUCGAAGCCAUUGUGGAUCUUCUCAGCAGUAAAGUAGUACCCGAUGCAAUCGAGUCCACAGGAGAUUUCCAAGCAUUUGAAGCAACAAGACAAGCCAUGAAUGAGGUUAUGAAGGCACUAAUAGAUGACAAGGUCACUUGCGUUGGUGUCCACGGCAUGGGAGGCGUUGGGAAGACAACUAUGGUGAAACAUGUAGCCGCACAAACCUGUAAAAAUGGUUCUUUUAACCAUUGGAUUAUGGCAACCAUAUCCCAAAACAAUGACUUGAUAAAAAUUCAAGACACAUUGGCAGAGCUGCUGGGCUUCACGUUACAAGAGAAGACAGAAGACGGAAGAGCCACUAGGUUGCAUAAGGAGAUAUUGAGAAGAGAAAAACUCCUUAUAAUCAUGGACGAUGUUUGGGCGAGAACAGACUUGUCAAGGAUAGGGAUUCCCAGCUACAAGGAGCUUCAAAAGUGCAAGUCUAAAGUGCUACUCACUACAAGGAGAUUGAAUGUAUGUCAUGCCAUGAAGUGCCAAGAAAAGAUCAGCCUCAACAUUCUUUCAGAAGAAGAUUCUUUGACCUUGUUUCUAAGAAAUGCUAGAAUAAUGUCUUUUGAGUCCCCCACAUUUGAGAAAGUGGUGAAGAGGGUAGCUGCAGAAUGUAAGGGUCUACCGAUUGCUUUGAUAGCAGUUGCAAGGGCACUCGGAGAUAAGGACCCGGUGGAAUGGGAGAAAGCAGCACAACGACUAGAGAAGUCGCAAAGUGCCAAUCCUGACCAUGAGGAAGAUGCAUUUGAAUGUAUAAAAUUAAGCUAUGACUACUUGAAAGAUGAGGAGUACAAGUCAUUCUUCUUACUCUGUUCUUUAUUCCCAGAAGAUGAUGUUAUCAAUAUAGAAGACUUGUUUAGGUAUGCAAUCGGUAUAGGAUUGUUUCGAGAUGCCGAGACAAUAAAUGAAGCCAGAGGAACAGCAUAUACAGUGGUCGAGCACUUGAAAGAUUCUAGCUUGCUUUUGGAAAGUGAUUAUGUUACACGUGUAAGGAUGCAUGAUGUCGUCCGAGAUACAGCCCUGAAUAUUGCAAAAUCUGAAGGUGGUCAUCGGUUUUUGGUAAAAGCUGGAUGUGGUUUAGAUGAUUGGCCCCCAAUAAGUCGAUUAGACGAAGGCUGCACUGCUAUUUCACUAAUGAGUAAUCGUAUGCGGAAGCUACCCCCACAGUUGGUAUGUCCAAAACUCCAGAUUUUGUUAUUGAACCAAAAUUACGGUCUAGAUGAGAUCCCAGAAACCUUUUUUCAAACUCUGAAUGAAUUAAGGGUGUUAGAUCUUAGCCGGACUGGUAUUUCAUAUCUACCCCAAUCAUUCGGUCUCCUAACCAACCUUCGAGCUCUUUAUUUAUUUGAUUGUGAAAAACUAAGGGAUAUUUCUGUGGUUGGAAAAAUUAUGACGCUUGAGGUUCUUAGUGUGAAAGGCGCUAAUUUCAUGGAAUUAUCGAGAGAUAUAGGAAAUUUGACCAAUCUGAGGGUGUUGGAUUUCACUAACGGAUGGAUUUUUGAGAUUCCAUCCAAACUGUUAUCAAAGUUGCAUAGUCUGGAAGAACUCUACCUGCGAUAUCGAUUUGGGGCCGACUUUGAUGAGGUAACUGGCUUGUCAAAAUUAAGAAUUCUGCAUGUUUGCAUCUCCAAUGAAGAAUGUAUUCCCAAACUUGUUGAGCGCAAUCCGAAUUGGGUCGGGUUUUUGAUAUGGAUUGGCGAAUAUGAUGCAGGGCUAUUAGAGUCUUCUCAACAUCCUGAUAUUGAUCAGAGGACCAUAUGCUUGGAACUUGACUCGAUCGGUAACUUCCCGGACUGGUUUUACAACACGGUGAUAGACAAAGCAGAGAAGCUAUUAUGGACUGAGUGCCCACGUACUGGUUUAAUCGACGUUUUUGUGGAAUAUGAGAGGGGAAGGUUACAUAGUCUGAAGCAGCUCACUGUAUAUGGUGCGGAGGACGAGGACGAGGACGACCUGAUGAACACAUCAACAUGGGUUCCAAAAGGUAUUCCCAAGAAAAAAACAUGGGUUCCAAAAGAACCUCUGUUCGAGAACUUGGAAGAGUUACAUCUGCUUUGGCUGGAUUGCGCGGAGUUAUGUGCUGUUGAAUUUCUACAACCUGGGUCUCUAUGCAAUUUGAAGUUAUUGGAGGUAUGUUCUUGUUACAACUGGGGGAAUGUGCUUUUACCAUCAACAUUGUUAGAGAGACUACCAAAUUUGGAACAAUUAAAGUGUGAGGGCAUGGACGAGAUUGAAUAUGUGUUUGGGUAUGAAGCGUUACUGGAGGCAGAACAAUCAAAAUUGAGAAAGAAAGUGUUGUCUGAUCUAGAGACUGUAAGAAGCCUAUGUGAGGGACCUGCUCCACCUGCAAUGUUUCAGAAUCUUCAAACUUUGUCCAUUAAGAGUUGCAACUUGCAGGGAAGUCUCUUCACCUAUGAUGUUGCUCAGUGUCUUUCUCAGUUGAAUUUCUUAGAAUUACAUGAAUGCCCCUUGUUGGAAAGGAUAGUUGAAGCAAGCAACAAAAAGAUCAUCCUUCCAAAAUUGAAGCAUUUAAUAUUGUAUCGACUUCCAGUGCUGUACUAUGAAAGUGCUACUUUUGAUAUCGAGUGUCCUUCAUUGGAAGAAUUGAAAUUGUGGGGCUGCCCCAAGUUUUCAAUUGACAGAGAACUUCUCGACUCCAUUGUGUGCAGUAAAGUACAACCUAUUAAAAUCAACACUAGAGAUUUUGAAGCAUCGAAAGCACCAAUUAUUGAAGCUGAGCCUACAAUAUCGGAAUCAAAUGAAGAAUUUGAAGUACUUAAAGUAAGAAGACGAGCUACUAAUGUGACUGAGUAUUUUGAACCAGUUGGAGAAACAACACAAACCACUAAUGGAAACUAUUAUUCAUUAUGGUCUUUGGACGAACUUGCAGUGAUAUGUGAGUGCAUGAAUACCCAUGACAGAAUUCUUCCAGUUUUUGAUCAAGUCGAGCCUACUGAUGUGAAAGAUCAGAUGCGAAGGUUUGAAGCAGCUUUCACAAACAAGGGAUUUAGUCUCUCUGUCCAAGGGAUUGUAGGAUCUGUGAACUACCGCAUCUCCCGAAAAUCAACACGGUAUAUUGAUGCAUGCAUUGCCGAUGCUAUUGUGGAAUCUGUGUGCACUAAACUACAACCUGUUGUGGAACUUAUGGAUAUCUACAUGGGAGAUUUGGACUUAUUUGAAGCAACACAAGCCACUGUUGAACUUGAGCCUACGAUUUCGGAGUCGAAUGAAAAGGUUGAGGUAGAUAAUAAAGUAACAAGACAAGCCACUAUUGAAAUUGAGCCUACAAUGCCAAAGCAGCUGAACCAACACCACCAGCCACCAAUGGAAACUGUUGAUGGAUGUGAAGCAAGGCACGAACAAGGAAGGCAAGACUCUGCUCUACUGGUGUUUAAGUACAUGGAGACUGAUUACUUUGAUGUACCAACUAUGCAAAGGUGUGGCAAAGGCCAUGGUCAUGAAAUCUUACAUAGGCUUGACUUCUGUGUCAGUAGAGAACAAACCAUUGAGAAGGGUGUUAAGAUGUACAUUCAAACCAGAAUGGCUCAGUAUGCAGAAGAGCUAUGGGAAUUACUUCAAAAAGGAUAA
Molecule: messenger RNA, 4331 nt
Organism: Fragaria vesca subsp. vesca
Lineage: Eukaryota; Viridiplantae; Streptophyta; Magnoliopsida; Rosales; Rosaceae
Product: disease resistance protein At4g27190-like
Exons: 11
Coding region: 51-4331 (1426 amino acids)
Biological process (GO): signal transduction
Molecular function (GO): ADP binding; protein binding
Source: RefSeq, a predicted model, not a curated record